This is a messenger RNA of Python bivittatus (Burmese python), 1080 nucleotides long. RefSeq names its product stathmin domain containing 1 (gene STMND1). NCBI's taxonomy places the organism in Eukaryota, Metazoa, Chordata, Lepidosauria, Squamata, Pythonidae. The record is from RefSeq and is a predicted model, not a curated record.
UGUUCAUGGCAGCAAACUGUGGUCCCAACAGGCAUGGAAAGAACCAAAUUAGGGAAACCAGCAAUCAAUCACCUCUCCCAGUCUCUCUGCAGACACUCCCACAUACAGUACGUGCAUGCAGGCACGCACAGAAUAUUGUUUAUGUAUAAAUAAUACUGUAAUCUAUGUUUUAGGCUACAGAGAAUAUAUUUCUUGACACAGACAGCAUUGUCUCAGAAGGUGGAUCAGCAGCUGCAGAUGAUUCCUUUGGAAGAGGUUUGCCAGAAGAUGGAAUGAAGAGGUACCAGUCCAUUAAAGAAGAAAACAAAUGUCAAUAUAUAGGUGCCAUUAAAUCAGUUAGCAAGAUAGAAACAGAAAGACAGACAUCAUCAGACAUUUUGGAAGAACUUCGGAUGCAAGGAAUAAUCAAGACUUCAUGCCCAACCUCUAAAAACAGAACAGCAGAUGAUGCCAUGCUGGUACAUACAGAAAGGAUACUGCAAAAACCACCAGCCAAACUGGAAAAGCUUGAAAUUAAACAGAAGAAAUCACAUGAUUUACCAAUAGAAGACCCUGAAAAUAAGACAAGAGAAGAGCAACUGAAAAAAGAAUUGCUGACUGAUAGAUCAUCACCAAUAAUUUCUUCUGAAAGCAGAGUGCAUAUAGGUAGUUCUAGAUUUAAAAAAACUUCCAAUAAUUUUCAAUUGCCACCCUUAAAUGUGGGGACAGGAAGUUGGACAGAGAAGGAAGAACUGAAUGAUAAUAUAAAUAAUGGUUUUGAAGAUUUUACAAUGGUGGAGUCAGACAGAACUUAUAACACAAUACAUGAAAUAUUCUAACCACCACCGUUUGUUUCAAAAUUUUAAUCUCUAACCAUUUUAACUUAAUAUUAUUGGUAGCAAUAAAGGUUGCUGUACUCUGAAAUAUCUGGAUUGUUCUAUUUUGUGAGGUGGCCUUAGGGUUUUUCCUUCUCCUUCCCUUUUUAAACUUUAAAACAAAGAUAAAACACAGCUCCAGGCUGUGCCUUGGCUGUGCUUCUGCAUGGGCAAAUCUCAACAGAAGGCCCACAGGAAUGACAUGAAAAUCAAUGUUUGCCCCAUG